Molecule: messenger RNA, 1572 nt
Organism: Lachancea fermentati
Lineage: Eukaryota; Fungi; Ascomycota; Saccharomycetes; Saccharomycetales; Saccharomycetaceae
Source: the annotation of a GenBank genome assembly
AUGCCAGGGUCUUCUCGUAUGAUCAACUUUCUGAACUUCAAUCAAACUGGAUCAUGCAUAUCGAUGGGAACGUCUGAAGGUUUCGAGAUCUUCAAUUGCGAUCCAUUCGGAAAGUUUUACUCUGAUGAAGGAGGUGGUUAUGGUAUUGUAGAAAUGCUUUUCUCAACUUCCUUGCUAGCAGUUGUUGGAGUCGGUGAUCAGCCCGCAAUGUCCCCUAGAAGACUACGAAUAAUAAAUACAAAGAGACAUUCGGUUAUCUGCGAGGUUACGUUUCCCUCAACAAUCCUCGCAGUCAAAAUGAACAAAGCCCGCCUAGUUGUGCUACUACAAGACCAAAUUUAUAUUUACGAUAUCAGUAACAUGAGGCUGUUACAUACCAUAGAAACUACUACCAACUCCCACGGAUUAAUAGCUAUAUCUCCAUCACUGGAGAACAAUUACUUGGCAUAUCCAUCACCUCCAAAAGUCAUAAAUUCAGAGAUCAAAGGGCAUGCUACGACAAAUAACAUCAGUUUGUCAUCCAAUGAUCUAAUUUCUACGGCGAAUAGUAAUCAAAAGACUCCCUCAUCAACAGACCCCAGUUCUCAAGAUUAUGGUACAGAUGCAAUUAACAAUGGCAACUCCUCUAUCGAUGCAGAUAGUAACCCUAUCACACCGACACGAAAUCACAAUACUAAAAACAAUAUAGUCAAGAAUGGAGACGUGAUCCUAUUCAACAUGCAGACGCUUCAACCUACCAUGGUGAUUGAAGCGCAUAAGGGGGAAAUAGCAGCUCUUACAUUGAGUAGAGAUGGUACUCUUUUAGCAACAGCAUCGGAAAAAGGAACUAUCAUAAGAGUUUUCUCAGUGGAAACAGGAUCAAAGGUAUAUCAAUUUAGAAGAGGCACUUAUCCUACAAAAAUAUACUCUAUGAGUUUUAGUGAUGAUAACCAAUUUUUGGCAGCUAGUUCAUCUAGUAAAACAGUUCACUUGUUCAAACUUGGAAAGGCAGCAAGCGAGACUGGGAAGGUUGAUGCACAUAAUAACAGUGACUUAGAGGAUCAAGAAGAUGACGAGUAUUUUAUUGAUGACGUUGAUGAAGGAGAGCAUGAAGAUGAAAUUUCUUUGGGUAACCAUUCUAAUGCAAGUUUUGACUCCUCUCAAACGGAUCACUUAUCGGUCAAAGAACCAGUAAUUGAUGCCUCGAGGAGAACAGUUGGGCGCAUGAUUCGAAAAUCAUCACAAAAACUUUCUCGAAAGGCUGCAAAGACACUAGGAGCAUAUUUUCCCAUUAAGGUAACUUCAAUAUUAGAGCCGUCGAGGCAUUUUGCUAGUUUGAAGCUACCUCUUGAUAGUGGUAGUGGAAUUAAGACUAUUACAGCGAUUGGAUCACCAAUUGAAGUUGACCGUGCAGAAUAUCCGGAGUUGUUUGAAGAAGGAUCUGUAACAGCUAAUGAGUCUGUAUCAAGCAUCGUGAAAAUGCUGCCAAUUCGUGUUGUUUCCUCUGAAGGCUAUAUGUACAAUUAUAUUCUUGAUCCGGAAAGAGGGGGCGACUGCCUUCUACUGAGUCAGUACUUCCUAUUGAUGGAUUAG